AUGUCGUGUGAAGAAAGCUACUUGGCCAUCAUUCGCUACCUGACCGAUGAACGGGAGCCAUAUGCGCCGGGGACUCCUGGCAACACAAAGAGGAAAAUACGCAAAGCGGCGACCUGCUACGUGGUUCGGAACGGGACUCUGUUCUACCAGCGCCGGCUGAAGGGCCAGGAUGACUUCACGGAGCUGGAGGUGGUGCUGCAGGACGGCCGGAGGAAGGAACUUAUCAACGACGCGCACAUCAUCACCGAAGGAGGGGAGCACCUGAACCAGCAACUCACCUGGGAGACCAUCUCUCAGAAGUACUGGUGGAGAGGUAUCCUGAAGCAAGUCAAAGACCACAUCAGAGAGUGUGCUUACUGCCAGAACAAGCGGAGCACCGAUGAUGGCUCCGGCACUCGGCUGUUCUCCCGGCCGGGGAGACGCAGGGCGGCCGCCAACACGAACGACGAGGAGGAUGAGGAAGAGGAGGAAGAAGAGGGAGAUGAUAAUUUACUCCUCACUGACUCGUCUUGUCCGCCAGGAUCCAAGUGGGCCAGGACGAUGUCCAAGCACGAGCUAGUCUUCGUGGACAGCAAGGGUGAGGUGAACCAGUUCCUGCCUAAACACAGCCAGACCAUGUUGGACAAACUCAACAGCCAGCGCCUCAGCAACCAGUUCUGUGACAUCACCCUGCUGAUUGAGGGAGAGGAGUACCGUGCGCACAAAGCUGUUCUGGCAGCGUGCAGCGAAUACUUCCACGAGCUCUUCUUUGAGAAGGGAGCCGUCUCCACACAUGAAGCCGUGGUCGACCUCUCCGGUUUCACCAAAGCCAGCUUCCUCCCGCUGCUGGAUUUCGCCUACACCUCCAUGCUUACGUUUAAUUUCUGCAUAAUGGCGGAUAUCGCCAAUUUAGCCCGGCAUCUGCUGAUGACGGAGGUGCUGCACAUUUGUGAGAUGGUACAUAAGAAGGUGGAGGAGCAGAAGCUGACGGUGUAUCAGAAGGGAGACGUGCACACGGUGGUGUCGAGCCAGCCGGCUGCUCAGGAGAGCUUAAAGGACGACUCCGGUUCCUACAUGGUCACCAUACAGGGUGACGGCCAAGCGGUGGUCACACACAGCGGUGAGCCUGUAGCUUAUGUUGCUCCAUCUGAAGAGACGUACAUCCAGCAGCCAAUGACUGUGGUCACUGAAGCUGUAGAGGGAGACAAAGAGCAUCAAGUGGCGGCUGGAACAAAUGAAACAGUGACUCUGAUCACUCACAGCGGACAGGCCGAGCCAGGAGAGACCGUCACUCUGAUCUCCCACAGUGCAGAAGGACUAGAGGCGGAGACGAUGACCGUGGUCACCCACAGCGGACAGGCUGGAGCCAGCGAGUCUCUCGCCGUGGUGUCGGCCUGCCUGGCGAUGGAGCAGCCCCAGGACGCUGAAGCUGGAGCCUUCGUGAUAAACGUGGACUCAGACAAAGUGAGCCCCACAGAAAUCGUCAAGGUGGCAUCUGAAGCAGUGACGUCGCCUCAGGAGAAAGCAGAGUCAGCACCUCCGCCUCAGAAACGCAAACGAGGGCGUCCAGCCAAGGUGAAGAAGGAGGUGGAGGUGGAGUACUUCGUGCCGCUGGAGGAGGAGCCGUCUGCUGAUGAUGACAAGCAGGAGGUCAUGUCUGAUGAUCCCAACAGAAGACGACUCAGGCAGCGCUCGAUUGCAGAGGGAGGUUAUGCACGGUUACACAUGGGGCUGGAGGAUGAAGAGGAGGGGAAGAAAGGGACGACUCCACCGCAAGCCACCACCCCAAAGGUGGCUCCGAGGCCAGGAAAGAGAGGAAGACCACCAAAGCAGCCAGUGGAGACUCAAGCUGAAGGACAGUCUGUGGAGUCGGGAGCCGAUCCAGAGGUCAGUGCAGUGGAGAGCGAGGUGACAGCAGAGAUCAGCACAGACGACGCUCCGGUGGCGGUGACAGAGCCUGAAAGUGGAGACAGGAAGGAUGAAACCCCGGCAGAGGGCGCCGCCAAUGAAGAGCACACGUGCUCCGAGUGCGGCAUGUCCUUCCAAAGACGCUACUCUCUCAUCAUGCACACGUUAAAACAUGAGAAAGCUCGUGGAUACAAGUGCAGCAUGUGCAGUAAAGAGUUCCAGUACGCCGCCUCGCUGCGAGCACACCUGGCUCGACACAAGCAGCAGAGCAGCCAGCGAGCCGCCGCCACCAAACCCUCUGCAGAACAGAGCUCCGAGGGCAAGCAGGAGGGCAGUCUGGACGAGAAGAAUCUACCGCCGCACACCAAAAGAGAGUUUGUGUGCGACAUCUGCGGGAAGACGCUGCCAAAGCUCUACUCCCUCCGCAUCCACAUGCUGAAUCACACCGGCGUGCGGCCGCACUCCUGCAAGGUCUGCGGCAAGACUUUUGCCCACAAACACAGCCUGAAGAUGCACCGAGCGCUGCACGACGUCACCAAACAGUUUCAGUGCGAGUACUGCAAGAAGUCGUUCGUGAGCAAACGGAGCAUGGAGGAGCACACCAGCCUCCACACAGGUGAAUCUAAGUACCUGUGCAACACGUGUGGAGCGACUUUCCAUCGUGCCUCGGCUCUGAGCAAACACCUGAAGAAGCACCAGCCCAAACCUGACGUCCGCCCGUUCGCCUGUGCUCACUGUGAUAAGAGGUUCUAUGAAGCCAAAGAUCUGCAGCAGCACAUGAACAAACACAUGGGCCUGAAGCCGUUCCAGUGCCAGGUGUGUGGGAAGUGCUACAGCUGGAAGAAGGACUGGUACUCCCACGUCAAGUCCCACAGUGUAGCCGAGCCGUUCAAGUGUAAUGUGUGUGGGAAGGAGUUCUUUGAGAAAGCUCUGUUCAGGAGGCAUGUGAAGAAAGCCACGCACGGGAAGAAGGGCCGAGUGAAGCAGAACCUGGAGAGGGAGUGUGAGCAGUGUGGAAGGAAGUUCACUCAGCUGCGAGAGUACAGACGCCACGUCAACAACCACCAGGGAGUGAAACCAUUUGAGUGCCUGACCUGCGGCGUUGCGUGGGCCGACGCUCGCUCUCUGAAGCGUCACGUCCGCACCCACACGGGAGAGCGACCGUACGUGUGCCCCAUGUGCCAGGAGGCCCACAUCGACGCCCGCACACUGCGUAAACACAUGGCCAAGUACCACGGGGACAACCUGCCGGGCAAGAUCAUGCUGGAGAAGGACACCCUCCAGUUCCACAACCAGGGCACCCAGGUGGAGCACGCCGUCAGCAUCCUGGCAUCCGAGCUGCCGCCGGAGCUCCGGCCGGCCCAGCCGCAGCAGACCUCAGAGGAGAUCGAGACGGUGCUGAUCACAGAGGAGACGGUGGAGGCCGUGGAGGCGGUGCAGGCUGUGGAGGCGGCGGCCGAUGGCUCGGUGUCGACGCUGUCGGAUCAGGGCAUCAUGCAGGUGGUGAACUACGUCCUGGCCCAGCAGGCGCUCACAGGGGGCAAACUGGAGGAGGCACCCGAAGUGAUUCAGGCCAUGGAGGUGGAGGUCGCUCACGUGGCCGAGGUUGAAUAACUUUGUGCCUGACUGAUGAAUUUAAUCCCCUCGUCUGUAUAAAAUAUAACAGAAUGUAAAAAGACGACUAUUUUUUUUCUUCUUCUUUGUUUGAGAAUGUAAAUAAUUGAACCAGGAGUGGAGUCCAGAAAUGUGUGUGGAUAAAUUGUGCGUGCGCACGCAGUCACAUUUCUAUGUUCCAUGUAAAUAUCUAAAUAAACAGAGGAUCGAUGAAAUGUGGCACUCAGGAGAAAAUAAAGGUAUGAAUUGAGACACGA
Molecule: messenger RNA, 3758 nt
Organism: Acanthopagrus latus (yellowfin seabream)
Lineage: Eukaryota; Metazoa; Chordata; Actinopteri; Spariformes; Sparidae
Gene: zbtb11
Product: zinc finger and BTB domain containing 11
Exons: 10
Coding region: 1-3501 (1166 amino acids)
Biological process (GO): regulation of immune system process; regulation of cytokine production; negative regulation of transcription by RNA polymerase II
Molecular function (GO): DNA binding; protein binding
Source: RefSeq, a predicted model, not a curated record